Molecule: messenger RNA, 7350 nt
Organism: Lingula anatina
Lineage: Eukaryota; Metazoa; Brachiopoda; Lingulata; Lingulida; Lingulidae
Product: four-jointed box protein 1
Biological process (GO): cell-cell signaling
Source: RefSeq, a predicted model, not a curated record
UUUAUGUGUAGGCCUAAUAAGAUAGGGGAGGCAGCAGUCUGACCACAGGGCCUAUAUGAAAUCAAAUCAACGUAACGGAAGACCGCACUUAUUUUUCUUCGCGUCACUAACUUCCCUGAGGUGAGAGCCACUGCUGUGUCAACGAGGUCCAACCAACCACGAAGCUUUCAUAAACUUGUCUCGACACUAUAAUUUGUCGUACGCCUUUUUCCUUAUCUCCCGUGUCGUCCACUCCUCUUCCCCUCUACUUAGAGCAGAGUGCCGGUGCAUUCCUAUUCAGUACGUCAGUGUUUUUUCAAGCUAAAAGGUUAAUACAAGUUAGAAAUUCGAUCUGUCACUGAUCUGUUCUUAUGUUUUCCCCUUUUGAUGAGGCUGUAAUCCAAGUAGCGAUGCUCCUAUAAAAGGCCGCUCGUCUGUGCAUGGUCGCUUAUCAGACAGGACUAGUAAAUUAAAGCGGCUUUGUUGUGGAGAGAGGUCCCCCAGUCUGAGCAACAGAAGAAGCGUAACAAAAGUUGCAUUUGCUCAACGAGACAAUGGACUGAAUAAGCUAGGAUCGCGGGGAGGCCUACCGUCUUCUAUCUGCCUGUUUUCUUAAUCUAAACUCCUUUCAGUCGAGCUAGCGAGUAAGAAAAUCUUCAACAACUCAUUACAGGUACGCUUGAAAAGCUAUGAAUGGCGGAACUCUGAACAGACCUGCGCACUCCGAUAAAACAUUUAAUUAAAAGUGCGUAGCCUACUGUUUGAACCUCUUAUUGAGAACUUGGAGAGAUGCGAGGAGGACAGAUCUUUUAAACUCCCCCAAGCCUGUCGGGUUUUACAAUCACUGAGAGUCUUCUAUCUACCCCUAGUUUUGGGUCGUCCAAUCGAUUUUGGCACAGGUGUACGCCUUUAAUCAUAGUCGACCGAGCGUGGACGACCAAAACAUCGGUACAAUCAAUAGAAGAACUGAAACGAGGGGACAUUGGAAUGUUACACCUCUAAUGCAGGUGGGUGUACUCGGAGACAGAAGCUCUAUAAGAAUAUUUAUUUGACAAACUCAAGUGGGAAAUCGGGACUUCUCACACCUUAAUGAGGUCGACAGGUGAUGUGCGUUUUGUAAUUGGACCUAUAAAAUAUAGGCGGCUCAGAUUCAUGGCGAGCUUUUUUGAUCGGUGUGUAAAUCGAAGCCAGUCUUUUUCUCUCAAGUACCCAGCUGUGAGGCAGUAGUUUCAAAGGCAUAAUACCGGUGGACUCACCAAGUGGACUGAAUAACGUCGCCUAGAUACACACUUGUUCACUAGAUUUUCAACUGCAUAUCCAGCUUAAAGGUAGUACAUUAUUGGCGGGUUAUACACAAAUUGAAGAGGUAUCGCAACGACCUUAUUAGGAGAUUGUCGCUUCCAGCGUGGAUAUAUCAAACCAAGCUUGCAAACAUAUCAUAAUAAGUGCCUUCAAAAUCUAGCUUGAAAUGGAAACUACGUGAUACGGUAUACAUUGACUGUCUCAAGACCAUGUUUCAUAAAUACAGUGCGGUGUGAACUGAAGGAGAAGACAUUUGCAACAGCCUACGGUGGCCUUGUGAAUUUACAAUAUGCCAUUGAAAUCCAGCACUCUGUUGAUGGCAGGAAUUGCAUUUACGUUUGGUAUGCUGCUGGGGUUGUUACUCCAGCUGCCGGGUGUCGCCCUUCCCCACAGUGACACAGCUCAGAUUGCCAAUACCCAUGGGGCAAUGGCUGGCGUUCACACCUUCCACAAGAGGGCCAUAAAAACUGUUGGUGCAGCGAAUGAAAAUGCGUUCGAUAUCCCUUUUAUUCGCGAGCAAGGCAGAAAGAUACCCGCAGCCUUGUUAAAUUCACCCAAUAGUGCACCGAUGGACGAGAGGAAAGAAAACAGCGGUCAUAAUGCACGUCUAACAAACCGUGCUGAUCCAAAAUACACCUCUGGGCUGGUGGAGGACCCUCAAAACAACCACCUGGAAGUUGAAGCAAAAAAGGAAGAGGUGCACCCGGACACAUAUCAUAAAAAACGCCAAGAUGAUUUGAUUUAUGAAAGCGAAGAAUCCAUUCCAGUGUUUGCGGAUGUAGAUUCCGCCCGACAAAGUGUCAUCAUAUCUUCCCAAGACCAAAAGCCUGUAAAACCACAUGGCCGCCAACCAUCUCUCGAAAAACCUUUACUUAUAGACGGUCAUUUGUUGAAUAAUAUAUCAUUAACAUUAGCCAACAGAGUAAUUGUCGAGAAUAUUAAUGAUGUCGUUAAAGGAAUAUAUUGGAGUGACCGUUUGGAGAAAGUGACUCCUAGAUUUCAUGAUCUUGAGAUUGAAAAUUGGAAAAAAUUUGCAAGAAAUACUAAAAUUGUCAAAUUGGAAGAAGGCUGUGGCAGAAUGCAAAAUCGUCUGGCAACCUUCAUUGACGCAACAAAAGCGUGCAUUCGUUACAGAAUAAACACAGACCAAAUUCAAGGAGAAAUAUUCUCAUAUUAUCUCAGCAAACUGCUGAAGAUUAAAAAUUUACCGCCCUCCAUUUUGGGUAUGGUUAACAGUAAUAAACAACAGUGGGAGGGUGUCCUAAAAGAAAUUGUCCUUUCACACUGGUAUCCAGACAAAGUGUUCGUCAUUUCCCAGUGGAUAAAUGACUUGUCACCAGCAUACAUUCCCACUGAUUUUAGAGAAGAAUCUAGGAAACUCACCCCCACCAAAGGAGUAUUAAAAAACAAGACAGUGUCGGAAUUGAUAGAACUUGUGCAAUGGUCGGACUUAAUAGUGCUUGAUUAUUUGACUGCCAAUCUAGACAGGGUUGUAAAUAAUAUGUUCAACCGACAAUGGAAUGCUCAUAUCAUGGAAGGACCUGCUCAUAAUCUUGAAAAAUCUACACGGACAGGGUUACUAACAUUUUUUGACAAUGAAUCCGGUCUAUUUCAUGGCUAUCGCCUUCUAGAUAAAUAUUCACAUUUUCACGAAACAUUGCUCAACUCCCUGUGCAUUUUCCGCCGCUCUACUGCAGAGAUAAUUGAAGAUCUUCACGAAAAUGGAGAUGUCAGCGAACGAUUGUCCGCCAUAUUCCUACUGGAAGAACCAGAUCUGCAAAAAUGGUUGCCCAAGAUACCACAACAAAAUAUCAAGAUUUUGAAAUCUAGGAUUUCUGAUGUGUAUUCUCGUAUCCAGAAAUGCAGAGCAGAGUAUGGAGGGUAAGGGUAAAUUAUUAACCAAAAACAUUCGCAGUUGUUUAUUAUUAUUAUUAUUAUUAUUAUUAUUAUUAUUAUUUUCCAUUUAUUUAUUUAUUUUCGUUAAUAUGUGUUAAUAUUAGCAUAUUCUCUCUGUCUUCAAUUACUUUUUACUUCCCCACCGAAGGCAAAAUGUUGCCUCUAGAAUUGAAUUAAGCGUAUAGGUAUAGGAUUUCUUCUUGGUCUCUUUGCUUCAUCUUAGAAAAUAAGAAUUGAAUACAGCGUAAUCUUGCCGUCACGAUAUUAGAGUGAUUGAAAUGCAGAAAAGCGAUCGUAUCUUAAGGCUACUUUCCACAUACUAUUUAAGUUAUUCUGUGAUCAUAUUAACAUCACUAAUGCAAUGGGCGAUCUCAAAGAACAAAUCAAUGGAGUUGCACUUAUUUACCUUGAGGAAUGACCUAAAAACCUAUUGAUGAUGUUUGAUUUUCAGUUUCUAGUUAUUGAUGUGGCUUCACAUCGAAUUUUUGGUGUUAGAAUCUUUGUUGUGGGUGUAAGAAUUGUUGAGAUUGAAAGCGUGCCUCUCUUUUCCAUAUGGUACUGGAUUGACACCUUUGAACUGUAAAUGCCAGCCUCAGAUGUCAUGUUUUUGGAGUCCAGUGCGAAACAAAAUAUGUUUCACCCACAAUACCCUUUUGGAUUGUGGUCCUUCUUUGUCAUAGCGUGCAAAUUACACUGGAUACUUGCUAUAUAUCACAAAAUGAUCCGAAAACUUACAAAUAGCGUGAUGAUAAAAAUAAUAAACAAAUCAACCACGGCUGACUGACUGUAAGCUAGAACAGUUUUGAUUUUGUUGUAUUUAAAUUAAUUUUUUCAAUAUAUAAGGAUUGUCUUCUACGAAUUUUCAACAUGUUUUCUUUCAUUUCUUUGUUUUAUAAAAGCUGAAUGCUGCAACGAAAACCAUUCGAUUUUUGGCACAUAAUCUGUUGGAUGUCUGGAUAUCCCUCUAAUUUUAAAUCUUUUGUAGGGCCCUGUCUGUAACAUAAAAUUUUGACAUCUCUUAGCAUGAACGGUCAUUCUUAAAAGAUGUCUUUUUAUUUGGAAACAAGCCUGUAAAACGUUUAUUGCCACACCAAAUCAAGCAUUUUUAGAUACUCGUUGAAAACAGACGUCAAGUUUGACGUAUUUAACAGGUGAGGAAAAGGACCUAUUCGAGAAAGAAUUUUGACUCCUGCUAGAGCGAAUUUUUCUCCUUCCAUCUGCGUGGUUUGGAUCUGCCUGAUGGAUGUUUAAGGAGAUAGAUUUAAAAAAAGAAAGAAAAAUACACACGUGUGCUCUGUGGAGUCAUUUUCUAAUUUGAAUUUGAUUUUUGAAUACAAAGGAUAAAAUUUUCAUAAACAAAGGAUAACAUUUUGGAUUUUAAUCUUAAUUGAUUAACUGAAAUUACAUUUAAAGUAUUUUCAACCUUUUUUCGGGGGUUUUAAGUAUCGUGAUUAGCGUGCGUGGUACUAAGAUUGUAUAAUAGCGCAGUUUUUCUCUCGCGGCACGCACGGUUGCUGAAUUACGUCUCACACCUUUCAAUCAGAUUUUGUGAAAGUGGCAACUAAUUGCACCAGUAAGAGCGAGCCUCAGUCACAUUAUACGGACCGCCAAAUUAACGUGCCAUACCUGUUUUAUUUGAGUUAUCAAAUAAUCGGGUGUUUUGACGGAAGCCAAACUUCUUUGUAUUUCACAAAAUAAUUGUUCUCCCGUGUUUUUAUCUGAAUGCAUGGAAUGCUCCCUCAAGCUUGCUCCGUUUUUCAAUGAUUAUUCUAAACCAAGAACCUUUUCAAAAUUAUCAGUCUUCAUCUACAACUGCUAAUUUCAUCACAUUUUAGAGAGCAGACGUAAUGCGGACGUUACAUUAUACAGUAGUUGACGGACGUUGUGAUUCACGUCCCUUCCCCACAAAACGGUUAAUCAAAAGAGGUCACCAUUAUUUUGAACUAUACCAGUCAGUGAAUGGCAACAUUUCCUUACUGUAUUUGCACGCAAUGACGUAAUGCCAAACAAUCCGCUCUCUUGUGAUUCAAAGUGUUAAUUUUAAUUCUUAAGUUUCAAAUUAAUGAAAAGAGCACCGAGUACGAGUCCUAGUGGGUUUAAUUCUCAGUGUAUGUAUCAAGAACUGCAUUGGUUUGUUCUACAGCGACCAUUGUCGUGAGCAUAUUUAUUGUUCAAAUAUCCGAGAAUUAGCGAUAUAAACUAAGAUCAUUGUUGGUAUGGGUUAGUUCACAAAUCUGUGGACAAAGCUUAUGAAAACCGCCUUGGUAAGGGUUGGAAACAUACAUAAAAUUAUCUCACUUUAUACGCCUUAUUUCUUUGUUGACUGAAAUGAAUAGCACUUGUAAAGCAUUGAAGUGUUAACAUAACAUGUAAACAGAAAAUGUAUUUAAGACAAUAGGCGAAAACCGUUCCAGAGGGGCUGUGUAUUUAUUUUCUUAACAUAACAAGCUUUUAUGUUAGACUAUGUGCAUGUAUUUCAUUAGUAACGGGGGUGAAAAGCAUGCAUUGAAGUUGACCUGUCCCCCGUCUGAGCUCAUAUAUCCAUCAAUGGUCGUUUUAACUUUGUCAGGUGUUUUUCAGUGCGUUUGUCGCACCUCUGCGCGAUCAUGACAGAAAGGAAUGUUAAGUGACCUUAUGAUUGGCGUGUGGAAAUGUGAAAAAUUUUUACAACUUGAAUUUCAUUUUGUAUCAGUUUUCCUAUCUAUCGAUAGUUUUGUUAUUGCUGGCGUUAAUUUUGCCCUCUUGCUAUCUAAAAGAGAUUUCGGUUUAUUCACUUAACUUCACUUUGCUCAUGCGGUAAAAGGAAUGUCUUUUAAAGCUAAUAUUGAAAUUGAAAGUAUUUAACCAAACGGUAACUACCACGUAACAAAAUCCAUUCCUUAAAAUACAUAUUUUAACCACUGCCUGCAUAGUUCAUGGUGUAGUGGGCUGUAUGCACAGUCCUUGUAAUAACAAGCUUCCAAAGUAUAUAUUCUUUGAUAAAUUUCAAUGGGGUCAUACCCUGUAAUGUUUGCUAACUGAGAUUUUCAACACGUGAGGUUGUUUGGGUUUUAAGUUUGAGGAACUGGUGCGAAACUGUAAUCGCUAUUCCAGCACUUUUGCUCUUCCUUAUUUAUGUCUAAUUUCUUUCUAAUAUUUUAGAGACAAAUUAGAAAAAAGAGCCCAGAAUGUUUCCAACCCUCCAUAUCUGUUUAUGAUGUCAAAUAAUGCAAGGUGAUUGUAAAUUUUAAGAGGUUGCACGCAAUUUUUAUAACUGUGUAGAUACGUGUAAACAUAUUUAUUUAAGAGUAUCAACAUGACAAAAUAUUGAGACGAACGUUGUUAUUUUGGUGACAGUGGCAUUUGUAUUAUGAUGAUGGCGAUCACACAGGUUUCUAGGAAGGUCUCAUUAAGUGAAUUCGAUGCAUAAUGCUGUAUGGCUUCUUCGAAUAGAGAGCUGUUAGACUUCACAUAUUGAUUCGACCUUUGUUUCGUUGAUACAAAUGGUUACUCUUAACAGACUGGAGACAUUGGGAUUAAGUCUAACAAUAUCAAAUUUUGUGACUUGCAAAACCAUCAUUGUUGUCAAGCAUAUGACAUCGCCCUGGCUUAUAUCAGUGCACUUAGACCUACCAGGCGGCUUGGAUGAAAUUUCAGAUAUUUAAAUGGCAAAACCUAAGUGCCUAUCAUUUGAAUAAGAGCUUGUAGGUAAUUUUAAUUUGAUUCUUAUAUACUAAAUUAGUUUUUGUUCUCCAUCCAUCGCCUCACUGACACUAUAACACUAUAGUUGGUUUUUCGUAGAAGCACGUUCAUGACAUUUUCCCUUGCUCAAAACCUGUUAGUGAAGUUAAUGUUAUAUGUAUUUCAUAACUGUCAUUUUCGGGUGCUUCUUGUUUAACGUCUAUGACAGCAAUAUGUGUGUAAAUAAUGUAUAUGUGCUCAAACUGAUUUUAAAUAUUUUGCGCUGGAUAAAUACAUGACGCAAUGGGUAAAGUGAGCUUGUAACAUAAAGUCAGUUAUGCUGUUUUAGAGUCAGUUAAAAAUAUAAACGCAUUUACUGCUGUUUUAUUGUCUUCAAAACAAAUUAUUGUAAAAGCAGAUUUCAUAAAUGUCCGCUGCUUGCCGAAUUCAGAUCCACUGUUUAUGUUGUUUUGCUACAUUUUUGUUGUAAUUUAAUAAAUAAUUUGAUUUAUA